Molecule: messenger RNA, 2802 nt
Organism: Pocillopora verrucosa
Lineage: Eukaryota; Metazoa; Cnidaria; Anthozoa; Scleractinia; Pocilloporidae
Product: anion exchange protein 3-like
Biological process (GO): bicarbonate transport; transmembrane transport; monoatomic anion transport
Cellular component (GO): plasma membrane
Molecular function (GO): monoatomic anion transmembrane transporter activity; solute:inorganic anion antiporter activity
Source: RefSeq, a predicted model, not a curated record
AUGAACUCAACCGAAAAUAUUCCGAUUGAUCAAUCUAUUUGUUCCCUGUACGAAGGAUUUGUGGAAUUGGAGGAACUAGUUAGCUGUGAUAAUGAACUCAUUUGGAAAGAACGAGCGCGGUGGAUUAAGCUCGAAGAAGACGUAGAUGAAUGUGCCGAGCGAUGGGGGAAGCCUCAUGUUCCGUGUUUGACAUAUCGGAGCCUAAGGGAGGUUGAAACGAAUCUACAAAAUGGAGUGUGUUUGUUGGAUCUCAAUAGAGAUACUCUACCUUCCAUUUGUGAUGCAAUUAUUGGUGAAGUCAAGGCGCAGAAAAAGUUGGAAGAUGAAGAAUGUCUCGUAGUGAAAACUCUUCUAAUGACAAGACAUGAACAUCACCACCAGCAUAAAGGUGGAAAACGAGUUAAGAACUUCGCCAGGCGCCUGUCACGGAUCACGCCUAAUGGACAGCGCUCCAGGACGCAUUGUAAUUCACAUUCUCACUCACCAAAUGUUUCGGAAGAUGUCCACAGUUCAGGAGAAAGAUACGAGGAUUGGCACCAAGCUAAGACGCAGCCAAAUCCUAAACGAAACGUGUCAAAUGAUUUUCCAGCAGACGUAGCAGUGAGUUUCAGCCAUGAUCCUGUAGAGGAGUUCGUCGAUCAGUUUGAGGAUCACAAAGAAAAGUCAGAUUUGAGAGGGAAACUUCCGACAAAUUCUCAAGCAACCACUGUUUUGGUUGGGGCUCAUAAUAGCUUGACUUGUACCGUCAGUGCUUUUGUCAGACUCGCCACCGGUUGUGAACUGGGUAACUUAGCUGAAGUACAGAUUCCUAUAAGGUUUAUGUUUAUACUGUUGGGACCUGAAGAUGACGGGAUUGGUUAUCAUGAGGUCGGGCGUUCUUUUGCAACUCUUAUGGCAGAUAAACUCUUCCUGCAAUCUGCUUAUAUGGCGAAGCGUCAACAGGAUCUCCUUGAUUCUCUAUUCAGCUUUAUGGGAGACAGCCUUAUAAUUCCUCCAGGAGAUUGGGAUCGAAAUCUUCUGAAUCAAACAGUACCAAUCUUAGCCACUCAGGCUAAGGAAUUAGCCUUUAGGAGACGAAGAGGAGGAAUUCAAAGCAAGGACAAACCAAACAACGAAACAAUUGGCGAGGUUAUUCAAGAAAAUGAAGUGUGUGAUGACCCUUUGUCUAGGACGGGAAAAUUUUGUGGUGGACUUAUACGAGAUUUCAAAAGGCGACUUCCUUUCUACCCGAGUGAUUUCAAAGAUGCUUUGGACGUACAUUGUCUACCGACAAUUAUCUUUGUGUACUUCGCUUGCCUUGCUCCUGCAAUCACCUUCGGCGGUUUGUUGAGUGAGAAAACCAAUGCAUGGAUGGGAGUUUCAGAGAUGAUAUUUGCAACAGCAUUAUCAGGAGUUCUAUUUGGCCUCUUUGCAGGACAGCCAUUGAUCAUAACAGGGGCUACGGGUCCAUUACUUGUGUUCGAGAAAAGCGUAUUUCAGUUAAGCGAGCGAUUUGAGGUGGAAUUCCUCCCUUGGCGAGCUUGGGUUGGAAUAUGGGUGAUGGUGAUAUGUUUUAUCAUUGUUGCAGUUGAAGGAUGUUUUCUCAUCAAAUAUUUUACACGUUUUACAGAAGAAAUAUUCGCCCUAAUGAUAUCUAUCAUUUUUCUUUAUGAUGCGUUUAAUUAUGUUGGACAUGUCUUUGAUAUGUAUCCCUUGAAUGCAGACAUCGCGACUUAUCUGUUGGUUCCAUCAAAUUCGACUAAUCACAGGGAAGGAAACCCUACAGAAUAUCAGUCAACAGCAAAUACAGCUCUGCUCACCACCGUUUUAAUGCUGGGAACCUUCUUUGUCGCUUACUCUUUGAGAAAGUUACGUCACAGUCAUUUCUUCGGACCCAGAGCUCGUCGCAUAGUCAGUGAUUUUGGAGUUUUCAUUGCUAUUGUUUCCAUGGUGACAGUUGGUUGGUUGACAAAGGGUGUGUACACACAAAAACUGUCAGUUCCGGAUGGUUUUUCUGUGCCCUCACCAAACAGAAACAGCUGGCUUAUUAACCCCAUGGGAGAACAACAACAUAUCAGUGCCGGCGCCAUUUUUGGAGCUUUCAUUCCCGCAGUUCUUGUCAGUAUCUUGAUUUUCAUGGAAAUUGAAUUCACCGGUAUUAUUCUAGACAAAAAAGAACACAAAUUGAAAAAAGGCGUGGGUUACAACCUGGAUCUCUUCGUCCUUGGACUGUUAGUGGGUCUUUGCUCAGUUCUGGGCCUUCCAUGGAUGUGUGCCACCCCUGUUCAUACAUUGUCUCACUUUCAUUCCCUGACAGUGCUCAGUACUAACAAUGCCCCGGGGGAACAUCCUCAUUUGGUACAAGUCAAAGAACAACGUCUCACCAACAUUGUGAUUCACCUUCUGAUCGGGUUCACUGUUCUUCUUUCGCCAGUGAUGCGUCUUAUUCCUAUCGCUGUUCUGUUUGGAGUGUUUAUUUUCCUGGGCGUGUCAUCAUUAUCACACAUUCAGCUGGUCGAGCGAAUCAAGUUACUUUUCAUCCCUGCUUCUCACCAUCCUGUUGAAAAAUUCGUGAUGAAUGUGAAAACGAGAAAAAUGCACCUGUUCACUAUUGUGCAAGUGUGUUGUGUAUGCGCGCUUGUGGCCAUGAAGCUCACUGUUGUUGCCCCAGCAUUUCCUUUCUUUAUUAUCUGCAUGAUACCUCUUCGUAAGCUUCUAGAGCGGUUUUUCACCAGUGUAGAGCUAGAGGCGUUAGAUACUGAAGUUGAGGAUGUCUAUGACAGUGACAUGGAUGAAUAUGACUCUAUACAUUUUCCUUUCUAA